UUUUUGGCUCGGAGCUCCCGCCGCCGCCAGGACGCACGGACGGAGGAGGAAGCCACAGCCCGGCAGCCAUGGUCUUGCAAGGUUUGGCGGUAGGACGAAGGUAACUCACCAUGGCUACGUUUGUCUUUGAUGUCUCGAAAGACGCGAGUAGUUUCCAGAGUUUCAUAAAAAAACUGCGGAAACAUGCCCAAGAUGAGAAUAACCCCACCCUCGUGGAUGGGGUCUCCAGGCUAACCGCUGAGGCGGACAAUCCGGAAACGUUUGAUCUCAAUGUACGUUCUGGGUACAACGAGGUCACCCUGAGAGUGCGGAUUGACAACCUCUAUGUCAUCGGCUUUAAAACCACUGAGAAUAGGUGGUUUGAGUUCCUCCAUGACAACAACAGAGCCCCUAUGAUACAAGGGUCGACCUCACUGACGUACAACGGGAGCUACACAAGUAACGGCAUUGGUUCGUUGGAUGAGGGACAAGCUAUUCUUGGCCGGACGGCUGUAGUUGACGCUAUCAAUGGCCUGGCCAAUUUCAGAGGAACAACCGAUGAUACGACGAGAGCUCGGCUGCGUGCACUGAUUGUGAACUUCAUCGAGUCCACCAGGUUCGACGACAUCGCCAACCGUGUCGACCUCCAGAUGAGAAGCCCAUCUGGACCUGCCGCAGACCGGCAGCUGACACAACGGGAUAUCAGCCUGAUCCGCAACUGGGGCAAACUGUCGCGAGCCUUGAUUAAUCGUGUCAAUAACCCCGAAGGGCCGAACCCCUUCCUUCGAUUCCAAAAUUUGGGGAUACAAAAUGCCUUGGAUGCAGCCGCGGUGCUUGGCAUGGUGCUCAUUGGGGUCGUGAGGAGCAACCUGCAGCGCCAACGGCGCUCCACCAGCGGUGGCAACAGCAAGGACACCGACACCGCAGGCCUCACGCUUGCCGAGGUUGUUGGGGUGCUCAUUAGGAACAUCGACGGCGAAAACCCCGGCGAUCUCUACGGGACGAUCAGCAUCACCGACGGCUUCGGUACCGUGAAGCUGUUCAACCGGGACAAGAGGAACACCCAGUCGGUCGGCCCUGGGGGCUGGGCCGACCUCACCUGGCCGGCUCUAGCGAUCUUCGGUGCCGACGACUUGAUCAUCGACGUCGACCUCAUGGACCACGACACCCUGUCCCCUGACGACGAGGUGGCGCGCGGGCAGGUGGCCUGGAACUCCCGUGACGCCUUGAGCCGCGACUAUGACAGGAUCCAGAGGAAGCAGGUCAAGGGCCAAAGUGGUUCCGUGGAGGUGCAGUUCGCAGUGCUGACCGACGCCGUGGUGGCCACCGUGGAGGUCGUGAUGCUGGACGGCGACGGAGAGAACGUCCCGGACGUCUACGGCAAAAUCACUGCGUCGACCGUUAUGCCGUACUGCGGCGGACGGCUGGAGUACAAACUGUUCGAUAAGCAGCGAGGCCAGUCCGUCGGCGUGCCAAAAGGUACGGCCAUACCACCGCAGCGGAAGGUCAUCUCCGCACCGCUGUGCUCGAUGCUUCAAGUCUCCGCCGACUUGUGGGACGCGGACAGUUUCCCCGACCUCUCCCACGACGACCACAUCGCGAAUGGCUCUGUGGCCUUCACCCCACGUCUCGCGGGCAACGACAAUGCAGAUAUCAAAGGCCCGUACGGCAGGGUGAGGGUGUACGUCACUUGGUCACUCUAGUUGAAGCACGUAUCUAUAUAUGCAAGCAAGAAUAAGCACGGCCUCACGUACAGGCCAGGGAGGAUGCAGGGGGUCAUGUACAUGCCACCCUUCUCCCAGAGCAAUGUCUACAGCUAGCUCGCUGUGUUGUGAUCAGCGAGCAGAUAAAUAAACCAAGAUCUGAGCGUGCUCGGAUCUUGAGGGGCUUGUGAGCAUCUCGUGUGGAGGGAGCGUCCAUCGUCGUGCUACUCCAACCCAUCUGGUCGAGUGAGCAGAGCAGACAUGGUCUUCUUCGGAAACUUGGCCUAUCCUUGUUGAACACCCCCUGAAUUACUUGCUCUACAUUUGUCCUUGUUUUGUUUCGUCGGUUGUGUACUGGUCUUUCAAUGUAAAUUAUGUUUGCUACAUGCUCAAAUAUAUUAUGGGAGUGCCUAUUAAGAUCA
Messenger RNA from Phragmites australis (common reed), 2104 nucleotides. RefSeq names its product 60 kDa jasmonate-induced protein-like. Bases 111 to 1682 code for a protein of 523 amino acids. The record is from RefSeq and is a predicted model, not a curated record. Gene Ontology annotation, molecular function: rRNA N-glycosylase activity. Gene Ontology annotation, biological process: negative regulation of translation. NCBI's taxonomy places the organism in Eukaryota, Viridiplantae, Streptophyta, Magnoliopsida, Poales, Poaceae. The transcript has 3 exons.